Serendipita indica DSM 11827 is the source of this 372-nucleotide messenger RNA. The record is from the annotation of a GenBank genome assembly. Lineage: Eukaryota; Fungi; Basidiomycota; Agaricomycetes; Sebacinales; Serendipitaceae.
AUGGCCCAUCAUGGCGACAGCUACGACUUCCAGAUAUCGACUAAUGCUCAACUCCUCCGAGGUUUCCGUGUUGCGGUAUCUGCCCCUCCGCCACCAGUCACGGUGCACCCUCAACGUAUCGCGACUGGCUUUGCGGACAUGGAAUGGGUGAACACACAGUUUUGGCACUUACCAGAGGAAGAUGGUGCUCGCUUCCGCCUACUCCUUACAGCCAUCUUGAUCACGCACUGGUGGAAUCAAAGGAUGAACCAUCCAGAUGCAUCGACUCUGCUCCAUCAGUUUAUCCUCGGCCAUCGUUGCGCUUUCUGCAACGCCCCAGUGACCACGCUACAAGCCGGGAUAAUUUGUGUUCGCAACCAUAUAAACUACUAG